UGGAAUGCCUCGGCAGUUUACCAAUGAAGGAGAUUAGAUUUGGAUCAACAUGAAAGUGAAAUUCUUCAAAUAGUUAUCAGUAAUUUUAGUGUCGCAUGAAUUAUUGAUUGGUGUAUAUCGACUAUGUAAGAAUCCGUGGGAAGGAUUGGUAUCUGUUGAACUUAUUUACUGGGAUAUAUUUUAUCCGCAACCGUGAUGAAAACAAAAAAUUGACAGAAUGGCCAUGUAUAAGGGACACCCAGGUAUGGGUGGGCACGGUAAGCCUGUCCCAGCACCCCGCCAAGCUUCCUCUCCGAUGUCCCCAACAAUGUACGCCGAGAUGAACCGACCCCUUCCCUCACAAAUCAUGGCAGCUGCUGCAGCUGGGAUGUCUGUGUCUCAGCAGCCUGGAGCUUCAAUGUCAGACGCCAAAGCCAAGACUGUUCUUAAGGAAGCAGUGGAUGCUGUGGUCAAUAGCUUUGCUAAGCAUUCUCAUGGAUACGGACGGGUGAAUGUUGUGGAGGCCCUGCAGGAAUUUUGGCAGAUGAAGCUGGAGCGAGGAGCAGAUCUAAAGAACGGAGCCCUGGUGGUGUACGAGUCCCAGCCCUCAAACUCCCCUCCCUAUGUGUGCUUUGUCUCCCUCCCCGGGGGAAGCUGUUUUGGCAGUUUUCAGCACUGUCCAACAAAAGCUGAGGCAAGGCGUAGUGCAGCUAAAAUUGCCUUAAUGAAUUCCGUAUUCAACGAGCACCCCUCUCGGAAGAUCUCGGAUGAGUUUAUUGAGAGGGCAGUACGAGAUGCUGCAGGGUCUUUCCAGGGGAAUUUAGCUGAUGCGGAUAAUCCUGCUACUGGUAUAGGAGCAUUUCGUUUUAUGUUAGAGGCCAACAAAGGAAGAACAAUGCUUGAGUUUCAAGAACUUAUGACAGUCUUUCAGCUCCUUCAUUGGAACGGCAGCUUAAAAGCCAUGCGUGACAGAAACUGUUCUCGACAGGAAGUGCUGGCUCAUUAUUCGCACCGUUCCCUUGACGAUGACAUGAGGUCACAGAUGGCUCUAGAUUGGAUUGCCCGUGAACAGGAAACAGGAGGAAUUAUCAAACAUGAACUUCAAAUAGCUGAACGUGAACUAGAGAGUGCUAGACUUGCUGGAAGAGAACUGAGGGUGUUCAAAGAGAAACGAGACAUUCUAAUGUUGGCUCUUAGUCAGAUAGGGCCAGCAGAAAGUUUGGCAUAGCCACAAGUAUUUCAUUUUAAUUUUAUGUACAAAUGUUGUGUUAUAACAUUUUAUCCUUGAGACAAUUUUUGUUAUUUUGUUUCUUGUCUUUGAUGUUCACCCCAAAUAUCACUUUGUGUUUAGUUUAAGAGAGUAGUUCAAUAUAAGGAAUACAAUAAAGAAGACGUGUGUGGAAGAGUAUUUUAUAAACAAUGCAAGGAAGUGUACAUUGUAAAAAAAUAAAUAAAGAUGGUAUUGAUGUCAGGAUUAUGCAGCUUAGAAACAGUAAAUGUGGAUUGAUUUUCACAAGAUUUUAUAUUAAUUAUACGGGGGAUGAACUUCAUGUAUAUGGUUUUAUGAAAAAUUAUGGACAAUUGUUUUGAUAUUGUGUGUGAAGAAACAAUAUUAUAACAUUACUGCUACUGAUCAUUAUUUCCUAAUAUUCCUUUAGAAAUUGUAGAAUUUAUGACUCGGAAUUAUAUUAACCAAGACUACCAUUAAAUCUGUUUUCAUAAUAAUGAUCCGAAGUAAGGUCUUCCAUUUUCUUAAUGUAAACACAUCAGUGCCUAACUGUUUAGAACAACGCUUGUAUUAAUCAAAGGAGGUUUUAGUGUGUAUAUCAUCUCAUGUACCAUUCUUAUAACUCUAAGAAUACAAGCCUGGAGUGCACAGCUAUUUUAGGAUAAACAUCCAUUUGUCAAGGUUGUAUUUUUUUUUUGUUCUCUUAAAUUAAGAAUACAUGUGCUUGUUGAAAAUUUAGUGCAAUAUGUAUGUGUAUAAAUCCCAGAAUGCAUUUCAGAUUUGCUUUGACCAAAGGAAUAAAACAUACCAUAUAACUAUAUAAUAACAGGGGUGUAUUGCAUAGAUUUAAUAGGUAAAACAUGUUUUAAAUGUGAUGGAUUGAACCUUUAAAUUCUGUUGAAAAAUCCUUUGAUUGCUAAUAAACAAUUCAUCCUUUUGUUUAAAAAAAUCAUAAUGAAAUAAAUUUGAGGAGGCAAAUCAAGAAUCUCAAACUAAAAUAGAUCUGACAUUCAGUGUUGAUUUAUAAUUAAUUCACACUCCAUGAAAAUAUUUUUUGCAGCUGUAUCUUUUGAAAAACUUUGUACCGUAAAUGUUUUUAAAUGUGUAUAUAUUAAAAUUGGUUCUGACAUAUCUUCUUAUACAAUAUAAUGAGAACUCGAGUGGGUGAGAUGUCCUUUUUCCAAUAUUAUUUUUUGACAGAUUAUUUUUUAAUUUGGUGAAUGAAUAUAUGCCAGUAUAUUGUUAUUUUUUCUUUUUUCCUCGAAGAUGUUGGUUUACUUACUUUACCAUAGACACAGAAUACGUUUUGGUCUAAACUGGAUUUACAUGUAUGUACAUACUUUAAGAAUUUUUGUUGUUAAUUUAAGACCUCUUCUGCAUUUUAAAUGAUUUGAAUGUCACUAAGGAGAAUCAGUUAAAAUCAUGCAGUACUUGCUUCAUUAUAUACUUGUAUCAUUUAAUGUAAAAAAUCUUCUGUUGUUAACUAUUGUACAAUUUGUUGAUAUUAAAAUGCAUUAAAUUGGGGGGGGGGGGUAAAAACCCACAAAUGUAUGAAAUGUAUGAGUGACUCUUAUGAGAAAAAAUUGUUAAUCUUUAAUUUAGAGAUACCUUAAAUGCAGUAAGAAAUACAUGGGUUUUUUUUUACAGAGGUUGUCUAUCUGUUUUAUGAAUUAGGAUUUUGCACUCACUUGUGAUUAUUUUCGUGUUGUGAUUUUUAUUAUUUUAUUUUUUUUCUCUCUGAAUAAUUUCUGCAUGAAGCGCUUUCAUCAGCACAUCUAGAUUAUGCAUAAUAUAUGAAUUAUAUUUCAAUAAAGAGAUGUAUUAUAAGCAUA
Molecule: messenger RNA, 3039 nt
Organism: Magallana angulata
Lineage: Eukaryota; Metazoa; Mollusca; Bivalvia; Ostreida; Ostreidae
Product: protein limb expression 1 homolog
Exons: 5
Coding region: 218-1207 (329 amino acids)
Biological process (GO): autophagosome maturation
Cellular component (GO): cytoplasm
Source: RefSeq, a predicted model, not a curated record